This is a messenger RNA of Brassica rapa (field mustard), 492 nucleotides long. Its product is annotated as universal stress protein A-like protein. Lineage: Eukaryota; Viridiplantae; Streptophyta; Magnoliopsida; Brassicales; Brassicaceae. The record is from RefSeq and is marked provisional.
AUGGCGGAGAGUAAUGGUCGGAGGAUCGGAGUGGCGGUGGAUUUCUCGGAGUGCAGCAAGAAGGCACUGAACUGGGCGAUCGAGAACGUGGUUCGCGACGGAGAUUAUCUAAUCCUCAUCACCGUCGCUCACGAUAUGCAUUACGAGGAUGGCGAGAUGCAGCUCUGGGAGACCGUUGGAUCUCCUCUGAUUCCGUUGAGUGAGUUCUCGGAAGCUGCUGUGAUGAAGAAGUAUGGAGUGAAGCCUGAUGCUGAAACCCUUGACAUUGCCAACACUGCCGCUAGGCAGAAAUCUAUUACAGUAGUGAUGAAGAUAUACUGGGGAGAUCCUCGUGAGAAGAUAUGUGAAGCUGCUGAACAUAUCCCUCUCUCAAGCCUUGUCAUCGGUAACCGUGGCCUUGGUGGCCUUAAGAGGAUGAUAAUGGGAAGUGUAAGCAACCAUGUUGUGAACAACGUGGCAUGCCCUGUCACCGUCGUGAAGGCUCACCACUGA